ACACAUCCACCCUACCGUUGCCGGGGAGCAUGCAACCGUGCAGGCGUGUACGGCGUCUCCGCCUUCUUUACCUUUACCUUUCUCUCGUUGUCCUCGCCAUGACGUAUGUGGUCAGCCCAGUGGCGGGCGUGGCUUGCACCAACGAGCUUCAUACUUCCGCCAAUGGACAAGUCUCCGGCACAGUCACCCACACCGGUGGCUACGACAACAAUCAAGUCUGCACGUACACCUUUGAUUAUCUCCAUGGUGGCGUGGAGUUGACAUGGACCGCGUUUGAUCUGGAGUCUGGCUUUGACUACAUUCGCAUCUGGGGCGGCGAUACCACAGCAGACCCGGCAUCGCCAUCCGCUGUCCUCCUCGUUACCAUGACCGAUGGCGCAGAGAGCUACGUCGGUCAGACCAUGUUCUUUGACUAUCCUCAGCUGGUUGUCGAGUUUGACUCGGAUGACGCCACAACUGGUGAUGGCUUUGCCUUUACCUGGGUGAGGAGCCUCUCCACAGGCGCAUCGCCCGUCACCCCGCCGCCACCGCUCGCCACCCCGCACUGUGUAUACGCUCCGACUGGUACGCCCAGCUUGGAAAUAUCGGGCGACAAGAGCGUCGAGAUGUGGGUCCACGAGCUCGAUCUCUCCUACUGGUGGUCGUACUUUGACUUUCGGACGGCUACGGACCAAAUCCGCGUCCGCCUUGUUCCUGACGCCGCGCCCGACGGCCAGUCGUCCGGUGCGCUCGCCGACAGGGCCCUGUCGUUCUCCACAGACAUCAGUGGCCGCAUCGUGUACGAGGGCGACCCUCCGGAUGGAACUAUCCUCACAGGUGUCGACAUACACCUUGCCGGCACCUACGACGACAGCGCGGACAUGUGGAAGAUCUACAUUGAUGGUGUCCAGGUCUCCGCCUACAUUGCUGAAAGCAGUCCACUCUUUGGCAUCGAAGCGAGUUCGGCCGACGCACCAGCGGGCCUCCGCUUCUUUACCUCGCCCACCGGACGGACCUGGGACGUCCGCGUCUGGGACUACGAGCUCUCGGCAACCGAAAUCGCCUUGCGCCGCUUCUCCACCCUCACUGGGUGUGAGUCGGGCCUUGUCGGCCUCUUCCGCCUUGACGGUGUCUCCGAUCCCUCCAACCAGGCUCAGCUCGGUUGUGGCGGGAGCCCUGGUGCGGGCAUCUGCAAGCAAGGCUAUCGUACUCCGGCCGUCACCCACACCACGGUUGUCCACCCGGUCACUUGCGCCGACGGCUACGUCGAGGGCGCUGAGGCAUGUGACGACGGCAACACUGACGCCGGCGACGGCUGCUCGCCGACUUGCACUCUCGAGCCGGGCUGGUCGUGCUCCGGCCUUGCUCCCUCGCUCGAGCCCGGCUACGCCUGUCUCACCCCGGGUGCGCCCUGCACCACCUGCGCUCAUCCCAACGGCAUGGACUGCGCUGGCACCUGCGACGGCAACGCCAUCCUCGACACAUGCAACGUCUGUUCCGGCGGCGUCACCAGCCGCCCGCCGAAUGCCGAUCGUGACGAUUGUGGUGUGUGCUUUGGCGAAAACGCCGCCAAGGACGACUGCGGUGUCUGCUUCGGCGCCAACGUUCACAAGGACGACUGUAGUGUCUGCUUUGGCACCAACACUACCUGCGCCGGCUGCGACGGCAUUCCCAACUCGGGCCUCGUUCGCGAUGUAUGCGGUGUGUGCGACGGCGACGGAUCAACCUGUCUCGGCUGCGACGGCAUUCCGAUUCCCUCGGGUGGCGCUCAUUUCGACGCAUGUGGCGAUUGCGGCGGCAACGCCACUGUGUGCUACGUCGGUUGCGACGGCGUCUACGGCUCGGGCAUCCACUACGACUGCCACGGCGUGUGCGGCGGCAACGCCACCGUCGACAAUUGCGGCAUGUGCGCCGGCGGCAACGUCUCAACUCCGCUCCCGUACAACUACCAUCUCGACUCGUGCGGCGUGUGUUUUGGCCAGGAUCUGACGUGCACAACCUGCGCGUCGGGGAUUCUCGACGCUUGCGGCGUGUGCGACGGUGACAACUCGACGUGCGUCGGCUGCGAUGGGAUUCGAGUGUCCGACGGCGGCGCGCUAUUUGAUCUCUGCGGCGUCUGUGGUGGUGAUGGCACGUCGUGCAUCAUGGGCUGCGACGGAGUCCUCGGCUCGUCUGCUAUCUACGACUGCGUCGGAGUCUGCGCGGGAUCCGCCGCCCUCGACGACUGCAACUCAUGCACCGGAGGCACCUCGCUCAUCCCCACCGCCAACUUUUCAAGGACGACUGUGGGAUGUGCUUCCGCGGCAAUGUCGAUCGCGACUCUUGCGGCGUCUGCUUUGGCGGCGACUCCGAUCGACGACUGCGGCGUUUGCUUUGGCUCCAACCUCGCCAAGGACGACUGCGCCGUCUGCUACGGCAACAACAGCGCAUGUGUCGGAUGUGAUGGCAUUCCCAACUCAGGCCUGGUCCUCGACCCGUGUGGCGAGUGCGUCUCGCCAGAGGCGCAGUGUCUCGGCGGGCGCGCCGCGUCGCAGGCUUCGCGACUGACCCCGACCCUCGGCAUGGCCAUGGGUGGCUCGUUCAUGGUCCUCUGCCUAGUUCUCCUCGCUGCCCUCAUCCUCACCUACCGCCGGCGGAAGCGGGCGUCGGUGAUUGCCUACCAGGCGACGCUUGCCCGCAAGGCGCCGCAAGGUGCUGUCUUUAUCAUGUCGACCGACAUUCAGGACUCAACCAUGCUGUGGGAGACAUGCCCUGAGGAGAUGAUCUACGUUCUCGACACUCACAACGCCAUCAUGCGCGGAGCUAUCGAGAACAACGCCGGCUACGAGUUCAAGACCGAGGGCGACGCCUUUUUCGCUGCCUUUGCCACCGUCGCCGACGCUCUUCGCUGCUGCACUGCCGCCCAGGAACGCCUUUAUGCCGCAACCUGGCCGGACUGGCUCCUCAACGCACUGCCGGAUAGCGACGCCAAGCUGUGGAACGGGCCGCGCGUCCGCAUUGGCAUCCACUACGGCAACGUCUCGUCCACCUUUGACGCUCGUGCUGGACGGACGCAAUACUUUGGCGGAAUGGUCAACCUCGCGACGCUCGUAUCAGACCUCGGCUUUGGCGGCCAGAUCACCGUCUCGCGUCCGGUCAUCGACGCCCUCGCCUCUGCCUGCGCCGCCGACCAAGCUACUGCGCUCGGUUCGUCACUGUCGAUACAGGUCACGCCGCUUGCGCAUGUCACCUUUGACGCGGUCGCCGGUACAGUCGAAGUCUGGGAGGUGCUCCCAAUGGCGCUUGGCGGACGCGCCCAGGAGUUUGGCAUGGAGAGGAUAGAGCGAAUUGCGACAACGGCGCGGCCCGUUCCACCAGAGGUGCUGGAGGGGGUGCUGCCGGCCGUCAUUGAGCGCGGCCCGCUCAUGACUGAGCGUGGCUCGAAGACUGACCGCGACGAGCCGAGCGGGCGUGGAUUGAGUGCGUCGGCGCGCGAGUCGUCUCCAGACCUGCUCACCAAGCUCACGCUUGAGGCCGCGGCCCGGUCCGACGCCGCGCCGGUCCGGACCGGCCUCUCCACGCGAACGAUGGCGCGGCGCGAGGUGACAACCGCCAGCCGGAGUAAGAUCGUGCAGACUGCCGGCUCGGCGUUUGCAGACACCGUCCUCGGCACCUCAUCGCGCAAGGCCCGUGUCGCCUCCCUCUCCACCCACACCACCCGCCGUCGGAAUUCGAUCCGCCGCAUGCGCCGCUCACCGUCGUUCCGCGCUCCGAGCCUGCGCUCGCCUUCGCUCUCGCCGUCGCAUUCGGUCGACAUGCUUUCCAGCUCCAUCGAGUCGGCCUCGCGCGCUUCUACCACCACCCGCCCACCACCGCGCGCUGGUACCCCGAUGACCGCCUCGCUCUCGGCGCUCACCACCGACCUCCAGUCCGCACACUCAUCGCCGCGCCGCCGCUCAUGCGCAGCUGCUCCCGCCCCGCGCUCGCGCCGCAAGCUCGUCGCUCACCUCCACGCCCGCUCCCGCUCCCGCUCUGCGAAGCAGACCUUGCGCCGCAACAUGACCGUGAGCGACAUUGCCUCAGCUUCCCGCGCCUCACACGCCCAAUCGCUACCGGUCGUGGUCGAGGAGCUAUCACUUGAUGACAGCGACGCCGUCUCAUCCACCCUAGGCAACGGCGCCACAAGUAACCUUGAGUGCCGCUGCAGCGACAGCAGCAGCCCGUCCGACAGCAGCCCAUCCACACAGAGGCCCAUCGCCACCCAGUCGCUCUUUACCCUUAGCUUGAGGCCCAACUCGAACAAUCGAUCAAGCCAUGGCUAAAUCCCUAGACCCGAUCGCUUCAACACACCCGUUUCUUCA
This is a messenger RNA of Thecamonas trahens ATCC 50062, 4319 nucleotides long. RefSeq lists its product as uncharacterized. The coding region runs from base 30 to 4280 and encodes 1416 amino acids. Gene Ontology annotation, biological process: cyclic nucleotide biosynthetic process; intracellular signal transduction. NCBI's taxonomy places the organism in Eukaryota, Apusomonadida, Apusomonadidae. The transcript has 3 exons. The record is from RefSeq and is a predicted model, not a curated record.